GUACAGCUAAAUAUAUCCUGUAAGUCGUCUCACCUGGCUAAUUCUCUACCUGUGUGUGUGACUACCCCUAGCCAGGUGACAGCGUGUUUGGGGGAUGGUACAUGUAAAGAUGUCGAAUACCGCCGUAACACAAGGACAUCCUUUAACAUCGUGGUGAACUUGACCACCACCAACUCCCCAAUACCAAGGAUGAUCUACAAAGUGUUAAAUUCCGAGGAAACAGCUGAACUACAGAUCGAACUUAACCGAGGUCUACCCGGAACAGCUAAGAUAUUUUACGUAAUACGUAAUCUGCUAAAUGGCUAUCUUCCCGGGAUUGAGCUUCUGGUCGACGAUUGGCCGAAAUGGGCAUGUGUUCUUCUCCGGCCGACUUCAGAAAACAAGGUGAAAAGAUUCUUCGAAAACACCUAUAUUUGUUACACAAAAAACGUGUCAACUUUGAAAUACUUCAUUCAGCGUCCUGACGUCAUUAACUGGGGCAAGCCAGCGAUUUUUACAGGUGUACCCAAUGACCUGGUCUUACUCCUCACGGACAUGACCCGGAAACAGAAAGGAACGCUCUCCUCCUGUGAACCAAGGUUUAUGUAUGCAUGGACUAAACGGACCCUACCGGAACUACCGGAAGUACCCAGUGGCCUGCGCUUGUCGACCCUUGGGUCGGAACACGUGCCUAUUAUGGCCCAGGACUGGGAGUGGUCAAGAACGGAUAUAGAGGGCUAUUUCCAUAGCGUGGUGGAGCGGUUCGACAGCUCGUGUCUCCUGGACGAACAAGGUAUACUCCGGGCCUAUAUGUGUAUGCAGUAUAACGGAUCCAUGGCUAUGCUGUAUAUUCGUCCGGAGUAUCGUAAAAACGGGUACUUCAACAUCAUUCUCAGCGAUCUCACGCGUAAAAUACUCCUAAAGAAGGACAUUGCCUAUGGGUUUAUUCCAACUCACGACACAUGCCUCAUCAACCAGUCCCGAGAGUUAGGAUUUGAGUGGGUCCCCCGUGGAGAUAUGACGUGGGUUAAAUACACACCUUACUCAAAACCGGAGAAGCACAUAACAGGAGAUUUAAAACUGCAGGCGGAACACAGAAAGGAAGAGGGUGACGAAGGAAAUGAGGAAGAAAAACAACAGACAAAACCUCUACUUAUAAACGCCAUUCCCCUAACAAUAGGAUGAUUAGCCAAAUCCAUUGUACUACAGUCCGUGAAUGAUGAGAGAGAGAGAGGGAGAGGUUGAUGUUCAUUGUGUUGGGACGAUACUUUCUAUAGAAUAGAAUAUUUUAGAAUUGAUCAACACAUAUAAGUAGCAAGAGAGGAGAAUAAUGUGGAAGAGAUGAAAAAACAGAAAGGCAGAGAGAGAGAAAAUAAAGAUAGAGAGUAAAGGGAAAUAUAGAUUGGGGAAAAGAUAGAGAGUAGAGGGAAAGAUAGAGAUAAGAGGGAAAGAUAGAGAUAAGAGGGAAAGAUGGAGAUAAGAGGGAAAGAUAGAGAAAAGACGGAGAGAUGGAGAUAAGAGGGAAAGAUGGAGAUAAGAGGGAAAGAUAGAGAUAAGAGGGAAAGAUGGAGAUAAGAGGGAAAGAUAGAGAAAAGACGGAGAGAUGGAGAUAAGAGGGAAAUAUAGAGAUAAGAGGGAAAGAUAGAUAAGAGGGAAAUAUAGAGAUAAGAGGGGAAAUAUAGAUAAGAGGGAAAUAUAGAGAUAAGAGGGAAAGAUAAAGAUAAGAGGGAAAGAUAUAGAUAAGAGGGAAAGAUAGAGAUAAGAGGGAAAGAUGGAGAGAAGAGGGAAAGAUAGAGAUAAGAGGGAAAGAUAGAGAUAAGAGGGCAAAAUGGAGAGAAGAGGGAAAGAUAGAGAAAAGACGGAGAGAUGGAGAUAAGAGGGCAAAAUAUAGAUAAGAGGGAAAGAUGGAGAGAAGAGAGAAAAUAUAGAUAAGAUGGAAAGAUAGAUAAUGUAAUGAAUCAGCAAUAAGAUAGAGCAAAUGACGCGUGGUUCUAUUGAUGUUUUAAAUUGUAAAACCAAAUACUUCAUGUCCACUACUGUCAUGUGAUGUUACGUCACUUCCUGCAUGACAAUUGAGGUUAGAGGUCAAAUGCAGGAAUUCUAAUUAAGUAACAUUAAGCCAAAUACAAAAUGUAUUGUGUUUUUUAUUUCUAUUUUGUGAUAUCUAGUGCGUGUUAAUACAGUUGAUCCGACCAGUUUUAUAACAUAUAUUUUAAAACACAUUUUAAAAAGAUGUGAGUGCAACAACAGACAAAAUUCCUGUAAAAACAGUUUGAAACAUUUUAUCAACUAAAGUAAGUUUAAGCUUUUAUUUCUACAUCUCUUUUAAAUUGACCUUGAUUGAAUUUAAAAGUUGAAAUUAUUCUUAUAAUUGUGUAAAAAUGUGUAUCCGCCCAGACUGUGUUACAUAAGUUUGUAUCAUAGAGGUUUCAACUUAUCCUUUUGUCAAAUUUGAAUAUUUUUAUAUUCAGGGACGUUCUUUUUGUCUUGUUAUGUGUGCUUAUUGUAUAUUAUAUAUAUUUAUCGGUUUGUUUAAACAAAACUGGAACCGACAUUUCCAUUAAAUGGCAGAUGUUAGAUUCUCAGGUCGCACUAAACAUACUUAUUAUACCACCAGUCAUUAUUGGCUAAUGCUGUACCCCCCGGCGUCCGCGUCGGCGUCCCACCCCACUUGAAGUUUUUGAGUUAAGUUUUUGGAAAGCUUAUAAGUCCAAAAGUAUAUACCUAACAUCCUUCUGUUUUGGUUUAUACAUCCAUUAGAGGUCCAGGGGUGAUGUUAUGGCAAAAUCAUGCAGAAAAAAGACAUUUUCUCGCAUUUGACCAUUUUGUGGACUUACAUGUAACCUUUUUGGCACCAAAACCCACUUAAAAGAUUUUGACGUAAGUCUUUGUAAAGCUUGUAAGUAUACAUCCAUUAGAGGUCUAGGAGUGAUGUUAUGUGACGUACAAUUUCAAAAUGACAUGCUUAUAAAUACAUAAAAAAUGAGUGCAUAGUUUGAUUGCUGCUGCCGGCGAGCUUCGCAAUCAUCGAUUGCACUUGUAUAAUAUGAUAGAGAGCCAUGAGUAGUGACAGUAAUGUAUAUGACCAUUGUCCUCCAGUUUAUCACAUGCUUUAUUUUUUAUAUCGUGGUUACUUUCAUGUAUAUAUACACUUAAAUUAAGUCUUUCAAACAGAAAAUGAAAACGUUAUGACAUUUUGUUUCGCCGUAAAAUUAAACGUUAUGACAUUUUGUUCCUCUGUAAAACGUUAUGACAUUUUGUUCCUCCGUAAAACGUUAUGACAUUUUGUUCCUCUGUAAAACGUUAUGACGUUUUGUUCCUCUGUAAAACGUUAUGACAUUUUGUUCCUGUGUAAAACGUUAUGACAUUUUGUUCCUCCGUAAAACGUUAUGACAUUUUGUUCCUCUGUAAAACGUUAUGACAUUUUGUUCCUCUGUAAAACGUUAUGACAUUUUGUUCCUCUGUUAAACGUUAUGACAUUUUGUUCCUCCGUAAAACGUUAUGACAUUUUGUUCAUCUGUAAAACGUUAUGACAUUUUGUUCCUCCGUAAAACGUUAUGACAUUUUGUUUCUCCGUAAAAUUAAACGUUAUGACAUUUUGUUCCUCUGUAAAACGUUAUGACAUUUGUUCCUCCGUAAAACGUUGACAUUUUGUUCCUCUGUAAAACGUUAUGACAUUUUGUUCCUCUGUAAAACGUUAUGACAUUUUGUUCCUCUGUAAAACGUUAUGACAUUGUGUUCCUCUGUAAAACGUUACGACAUUUUGUUCCUCUGUAAAACGUUAUGACAUUUUGUUCCUCUGUAAAACGUUAUGACAUUUUAUUCCUCCGUAAAACGAUAUGACAUUUUGUUCCUCUGUAAAACGUUAUGACAUUUGUUCCACCGUAAAACGUUAUGACAUUUUGUUCCCCUGUAAAACGUUAUGACAUUUUGUUCCUCUGUAAAAUUAAACGUUACGACAUUUUGUUCCUCUGUAAAACGUUAUGACAUUUUGUUCCUCUGUAAAACGUUAUGACAUUUUGUUCCUCUGUUAAACGUUAUGACAUUUUGUUCCUCCGUAAAACGCUAUGACAUUUUGUUCCUCUGUAAAACGUUAUGACAUUUUGUUCCUCUGUAAAACGUUAUGACAUUUUGUUACUCCGUAAAACGUUAUGACAUUUUGUUCCUCCGUUAAACGUUAUGACAUUUUGUUCCUCUGUAAAAUUAAACGUUAUGACAUUUUGUUCCUCUGUUAAACGUUAUGACAUUUUGUACCUCAUUUAAACGUUCAUAUGACACGAGAUAUGCAAUUUUGUUUUUCAGUCAAUGAAUAAUAACUCGCGAUUAUUUCCAGACACUUUUGUUUUUAAUUUCGCUGAUCACAUGUAUGCGGAUAUUUUUUAUAUAAUCUACUCGAGAAUUAUCGAUUUGAAGUACAGAACUAGUACUAUGUAUAUAAUGGAAUGUUAUACAAUUAUUUGUUUUUAUUCCAAAGAGUAAUUCUUGUGAAGAAAAAGAUUUUUACUUCUAACCUUAUCGCCAUGUUAUCUUUCCCAGAGUGCAUUACGGUCCUUUGCCUCACGGACAGAUUGAUGUAUGAACCUGGUGUCUCUUCCAAAGUGACAUUCACGAGAAAAUAUAAUUAUACAUGUGUCGACAUAUAAAAGUGAUGUUGUGUGGAAGUAAGAACAGUGAUCAUAUCAUUGUAUGUAAGUAGAGCACCUGUUUGUUUAAUAAUGUGUACUAAGUCUUUGUGCGGUUUAUGGUGCAUAUAAUGCAGUUAUGGGAGAAUGAACGACAUUUGUGUGAUGUAUGAGUAUAGUUAAUGUUUAAUGGUCUAUGACAGAGAAAAUUAUAUAUUUGAUUGCUGACGUAUCACUGCUAGCCAACAGCUCUUCGUAUACUGAAGUUCAAAUUCUGAAAAAAAUGUCUACAGUAAAGACAUCAUCAACUAUACCUUCACUUCAAAAUAAUAGUGUUGUCCACAGGGACUUGUCACGAAUGCCCUAUCGUCCACAUAUAUGUAUUGAUACGGACCGUUGGGUUAGGAAUUGACAAGCCCCUGUGUUGGCGUCAGAUUAAUGACAUCUUUUUGCUGACUCAGUCACCAUACGGAUCUAACUCACUGUCUGUGUAUGACAGUUAAUCUGGAGAAGUUUGGGAGAGGUAGUGUCUGUAUAAAUACAAUCAAUUAGCGGUUUGAUUUACAGAUUUGCAUACGUCAGAUAUUCAAAAACUUAUAACAAUGUCCGUUUGUAAGUGUACUGUUAAAAUUAAGCUGAUCAAUAGCUAUCGACGGUAAAGCUGACCAAUAGCUAUCGACGUUAAAGCUGUCCAAUAGCUAUCGACGUUAAAGCUGUCCAAUAGCUAUCGACGGUAAAGCCGACCAAUAGCUAUCGACGGUAAAGCUGUCCAAUAGCUAUCGACGGUAAAGCUGUCCAAUAGCUAUCGACGGUAAAGCCGAUCAAUAGCUAUCGACGUUAAAGCUGUCCAAUAGCUAUCGACGGUAAAGCCGACCAAUAGCUAUCGACGGUAAAGCUGACCAAUAGCUAUCGACGGUAAAGCCGACCAAUAGAUAUCGACGGUAAAGUUGUCCAAUAGCUAUCGACGUUAAAGCUGACCAAUAGCUGUCGACGGUAAAGCCGACCAAUAGCUAUCGACGGUAACGCUGACCAUUAAUCCCCACAACAAUGACGUUAGGUUUUAUGUACAUAGAAAUCAAUUAUUUAAUCAGAAAAAAAUGUUUGGUAUUGUAGAUUGAAAGUAUAUAUUAUUUUAUGUAAGCUUAACUCGCCUCAUGGUCUUAUUUUAAAUAGGAUUUUCUGGAUAAUUUUUGUUGUGGUUUACAUCUCAUUUUACAGGGUUGAAUAUUACCAAACGGUUUGUUUGUCAUAGAUAUGAUUAUAAGCCAUUUAAAUUCGUAAAGUUGAUUGAACUGUGCUGGCUUGUUUAUAUGAGCAUUUUCUGAAUUGUUUCAUCAAAACUCAAUAGUGAUGUUACGCACAAGUGUAUUGAAAUGUAGUAAAAGUUUUGAAAACAUAGACAAUUUAAAGUAAGAAUACGGAGUACCUCAGAUUUUACUAUUGGAAGAGCAAGAGGACCCUUUGAUUACAAUGUAGAAAUUUGUUGAAUACACGAAGUUGACUAUUAACGUUCAUGUUUUUAUCUCUUAUUCAUGUACAGGUUUUAAUCAAACACAUUACUUCGCAAAACACACUAAAAUAGCUUGUUCGGGGAAUGUUCUCGUGUUGCAGUAUGUGUAUGAUACCACUGUUCCGAAUAUUCAAACAUUUUUAUCAGUUUGAUAACGGCGUUGAAGCCUCGGAAAGCUGACGUUUUCAGAGAAACACUUUCACAUGUGACGCUGUUUAUUGUGUUCGAUAGGAUUAGUUAUUUAAAUGCAUAUUAAUAAUAAACGUUGAAAAUUACAUGAACCAUUUUGAGGUAGAAUUGUAUCGUAUCUACACACAGUAACCCCAUGAUACUGGUAGAUUUACAAUUCAUACAGAAUUAAUGUUUAUUUCAUAAAAGCAAGAAUUAUAAUACCAAUGUUAAAUUACAAUAAAAAUCAACGGAACCCAAUCGGCCUUUUGCAAACUGUCGUAUGUACAUGUAAUACAAAGUUAACUCCCCUGAUUUUACACGCGAAUAUUACAUAAAAAGAGCAGCAACUCGUACGUAUCUUGUUUGUGUUAUCAAAAACAUCCACAGACAAGUUUGACAAUUACCUUUCUCUCUAUAUAACAUAAAAACAAUAAACAAAAAAACGGAACUUAUAUACAGUGAGAAUAAUGCAUUCGCAGUUGUAUAUUUUUGCGUCACAGCAGGUAUAUCUUAAGUUAUCGCGCUGUUUACUAUAAAAACAAAGAAAGGUACUCAUGGUAAAACUUAGCAGCUUUACAAUAUUCAUGUUCAGGUAUUUUAUUGAUUUCUUCGUCGGGUGUCAUCACUAAACACACCUUGUGAGGGAUGUCAUCAUUAAACACACCUGACGUCAGAUGUCAUCACUAAACACACCUGACGUCGGAUGUCAUCACUAAACAAACCUGACGUCAGAUGUCAUCACUAAACACAUCUGACGUCAGAUGUCAUCACUAAACACACCUGACGUCAGAUGUCAUCACUAAACACAUCUGACGUCAGAUGUCAUCACUAAACACACCUGACGUCAGAUGUCAUCACUAAACACAUCUGACGUCAGAUGUCAUCACUAAACACACCUGACGUCAGAUGUCAUCACUAAACACAUCUGAGGUCAGAUGUCAUCACUAAACACACCUGACGUCAGAUGUCAUCACUAAACACACCUGACAUCAGAUGUCAUCACUAAACACACCUGACGUCAGAUGUCAUCACUAAACACACCUUGUGUCAGAUGUCAUCACUAAACACGCCUGACGUCAGAUAUCAUCACUAAACACACCUGACAUCGGAUGUCAUCACUAAACACACCUGACAUCAGAUGUCAUCACUUAACACACCUGACAUCAGAUGUCAUCACUAAACACACCUGACAACAAGCACCACUGAUCACUUAACGUUUCAUUGGUCUUUUAGCCAUUUUUUUCUCAUGAAUAACUUGCAAAUUGAGAAAAUUAUAUUUAAAAAGACCGUUUAAGGGUCAGUGAUCUAUUUACAUGUACCAUGUUUGAUCUCCUGGGGAAUACAUUCCUGACUCUCACACAAAUUGAUAACAAGUUGGAGGGAAGAUAAGAAACCCGGUGUCAUUUCGAAGAAAAGAGCUUGUACAAUUUAAGUUCUUUGGGACAAAAGGUUCCGAAGGGAUACUGUAUCAUCAUGUUUUUGGCGCGAUUAUGUAACACAUGCUUGUAUAUUGUAAGUCAGUUUAUUAUUUUAAUCAUGAAUACAUAACAUCUAGUACAUGUCAAUAAUGUUGUCGUCAAACAUUGUUACAUAAAAUGUUCACAAUGAU
Messenger RNA from Pecten maximus, 7891 nucleotides. RefSeq names its product glycine N-acyltransferase-like. The record is from RefSeq and is a predicted model, not a curated record. The transcript has 5 exons. Gene Ontology annotation, cellular component: mitochondrion. Bases 190 to 1164 code for a protein of 324 amino acids. Lineage: Eukaryota; Metazoa; Mollusca; Bivalvia; Pectinida; Pectinidae. Gene Ontology annotation, molecular function: glycine N-acyltransferase activity.